Messenger RNA from Cuscuta campestris, 1157 nucleotides. The record is from the annotation of a GenBank genome assembly. Lineage: Eukaryota; Viridiplantae; Streptophyta; Magnoliopsida; Solanales; Convolvulaceae.
GUAGUUCUUCCCUUUUGAAAGAAUUUCUUGACAGAUACACCAUGGCUGAAGAGGAAAGAGUCUCAAACGAGCUAGUAGUAUCCGACCCGAAUCCCUGCCCCAUUUGCCUCGGACCUGUGAUCGAGGAAUCAUACUUGGAUCAAUGCUUCCAUAAGUUUUGCUACAACUGCAUUCAGCGUUGGACAAAUGUGGCUGCUAGCAAGCACUCUUUUCGGCCUGCUUCGGUAAAGUGCCCUAUAUGUAAGUAGGGACCUCAAACGUUCUCCAUGAUAUGUCUUGAAAAGCCCCAAGACACAAAAUUUUUCAAUCGUACAUGGAUAUGAUGGAUUUUCUUUUCAAAGGUAUUAUCUUGGUCAGGAUCGUGGGAACAGGUGUGCCUGUGAACUCCCAAUUUGGCAUCUCACUCCAUGUGUUUGAUUUCCCUUUGGCAUGAGAUCAGAGCAUUUUUCACAAGAUCUCACAAGUACAGAUUACAAUGCUAUUACACUGAAUCAGGUGCUUUAGCGGACAAAUUGAAGGUAAUGCAAUAUUGGAAGUUGCACAAGUAUCGCCAACCUGCUCUUCAGCUUUACAAUUGGCUGACAAGAGAAGUCCAAGCAUUAACACAGGAAGAAGAUGUUGAUGUAAUUGUGCAUCACUUAUAUGGUGUUAUUGAAUCCUUCAAGAGAAACAAGGAGACCCAUAUUCAAAGGACCCCGGAAGCAAAUCAGCAAGAAUUCAAAGUUUUGGUGUCUGAAGCAGCGAUGCCUUUCCUGAUGGGUAGAACAGAUCGUUUUGUCGAUGAGCUGGAACUGUUUCUAGCCUCGGAGUUGACAAUCGGUGCAUUCGACCAAGUUUAUGUCCAGCAUUUGGGCUGGCAACAUCUUGGAAUCACUGAAGAUGCAGAGGUAAGAGAAGUUGAAAGUUACUCAACUCCAAACUUGUUUUUCUUUGAUGUGGACUGUGAUGAAAAUGGAUAAACUUACAAAAAAAAAUUUACUCCCUCCGUCCCAAAAAGAUUACCAGAAUUUGAUUUUUUUUGGUCAACUGUGUAACACUUAAGUGUGAAUCUAGAACAGCAACAACAAAAUAGUGUACAUUCCUAGCUCUGCAUGGGUUUGUAGGGGCAUGAUGUAUGUUGCAUUUCCCCAGUAAAAAAAUAAAAGGGUGUUUCUAUU